Molecule: messenger RNA, 2387 nt
Organism: Amphiprion ocellaris (clown anemonefish)
Lineage: Eukaryota; Metazoa; Chordata; Actinopteri; Pomacentridae
Product: serum amyloid P-component-like
Exons: 5
Coding region: 307-978 (223 amino acids)
Source: RefSeq, a predicted model, not a curated record
UUUUUGAUCCACUUAUGGAAGAGUGUACGAUCUAAUCAGUCGGGCAUCUAAGGGUUAGUACUGUGUUAGAACACUGGUGAUUUUAUGACUUUUCUGAUUUAUUUUGCCGCCAAGUAAAGCAUUUUGUAAUCUGGGUUUUGAAAAGCACUCUAAAAAAGUUAAUUAUUACUAAUUGCCCAGUUGCUUCCAUACACAAACUGCAAGGACACAUCGAGUCAAUAAAGAUCAGCCUUAUAUAACACCAGCCAUGAUAUAAAUUCACUGUCCCCCACUCCUCCAACACAACACCCUGACACACUUUUCAAGAUGGUGCUGUUGCUUCUGCUGGUGAUGCUGACAUCAUGUGCUGCCAUUCCUCAAGAUCUGUCAGAUAAAAUGUUCACCUUCCCACAAGAAACCAACACUUCUCAUGUGAGGCUGACUUCAUCUAGACAAAAUCUCGGGGCUGUAACUGUCUGUCUCAGGUUCUUCACAGACCUUAAAAGAGCUCACUCUCUUUUCUCAUUGGCGGCACCCUCUGUUAUCGAAAACUUCCUGAUAUUCAAGAGGACUGCAAGUGAUGAGUUUGAGGUAUGGGCCAAGGACCGAUAUGCAAUUCUUUAUGGGCAGGACUACAAGCUGAACACGUGGCACUCUGUUUGUUCUACGUGGGACGCUGCUUCUGGAGUGAUGCAAUUCUGGUUAGAUGGAAAACCCUCAAGUCGGAAAUUCGUCAGAUCUGGAUCCAACAUCAAUGGACCGAUUCUAAUUGUUUUAGGACAGGAUCAAGAUUCCUAUGGUGGGGGUUUCGACAUUAAGCAGUCUUUUGUUGGCAUGAUGGCCGAUCUCCACAUGUGGGACUACGUCAUUUCCCCCUGUGAGAUCCAUAGCUACUCAGAACAACAGAUUUUCACUCUAGGCAACGUGCUGGACUGGUCAGCGCUGGAGUUCCAGAUUUCAGGAAAAGUGCUGAUAGAAGAUUAUAAAAAAACUUGUUGAUCAACUUUUGAUACCAGACUUUUCAUGUGGCAAGGUUAAAAUCAUAACUUAAGGUUCAAUAUAAAGGUUGCAUCAAGAUUAAUCUGAAGAUAAAGCAUUUAUUUUUAAAACCUCUCAUAGAAAUAGUCAAAUUGUCUGUUGUUUUUGUUUCUUUGCUUAUAAGAUGUAGCCAUAUAUAUUUCAGAUAUAUCUUUGGUCUUUGGUUUAAGCCAUGACUAGUAACUGCCAAGUAUCUAUUGCAUCUGCUGUUCUCACUUUAUGGUGUAUUAACAUACUCUGUUACAUCGUAGGUAAUCAGAGACUGAGUCCAGAUCAUUACUCUGGUGAUGCUGAAUUCAUUCCUGUGUAGAAAAUUCUGUGUUAGGGAGAUCAGAAGAAUGCCAAUCCUGCAGAGGUGUGGUUUUCCUCACAGUUGACCCUUUAUGACCCUUAUCAGAUUCUAGUGGAGGUAGGAGGCAUCCUGUUGUCUCCCGGAGAGCCGUGAGUGGUCCUUUAUUAGUAAACAUCUGAUCGACAGAUGUUCCAUUUGGAAGUGAAUGUUGGGUUAGCUGUCUUCUGAAAUGGUGUCUUAUGAAAUUUACAGCUUGGGAGAGGGUCUUUGGAUUGUUGUGUGUUGCUCUUUAAUGUUCUGCUCCUUAGUAUGCUACAAUUAUAAAUAUCUAUUAUAAUAAUAGAAGAUAAGAUAAAUUUUAGCACUGGGGAAAUUCAUAUACAGCUGCUUGAUACGAAUGAAGCAGAGUAGAAGCGAGACAUGAAAUACAAUUCUGCAAUAAGGAUAAAAAUAAAGAGUAAGACUAUACACACAGGGGAUGUGUUAUGUAGAAUUGUACUUAAAAUUAUGCAGAGUAACAGUACUUCAUUUUUGUUCUCGUGGUAAUUAAUCAAAUUAGGUGUCAGGUGAUUAUGACAUUAAUCCAACUUUAAGAUGGAGAAGGAAGGGAGAGGAAAAUUUGGGAAAAAUAGCAACAUCAUUUAACAUUUAAGUCUGACAUAAACAUAUAUGUUUUAAUGAAGGAUUCAUUCAUCAACAAACACGUCGGUUUAAAUUUGAUGGAUUCAUUUGGAGUCUCUUGAUAUCAAAUUCCCCGGCUGAUUUUUGCUUCCAGUUGUGCUGUGGACAGAGAAUAACAGCUUAAAGGGCAUGCAUAUAUAAUGUGGAGAGCAGAUGUGCAGGUUCCAAAAUAAGGACGCCGACUGGCACCACAGCAAAGAAACAAUGAAAUAGUUCAUAUUUCUUCAUUAAGAUUUGAAAAGAAAAAUCUACCUCUAAUUUAUUGCAGCAACAUUUUUUUUCAGGUGGCUGUUGCAUAUAAUGUAUAUUUUUGGCAAUAAAGUAGCUUUAAAAUAAAAAGAAUGUGGAUUUAUUUCCAAAAUGUUACAAUUAAAACCUCCUGAGAAUGUUCCAUUGA